AUGGCAAAUUCCAUUCCCCAGACUCUCUGGGGCGCCCGUAUCCCACUAUACAUCACGCACGCCUCAUCGCCCACCACCCCAUUCAUCACCAGCGUCCCUCGCUUCAGCUACCUCGCGCUGCUGCUGCCCCGUCUCUCAGCCUACUUCAACUCGACGUGCUCGAGCUUCCACUUUGAAGAUGUCCAGCUGAGAAACCUGGCAGUCGGUCUGCUCGUCGAUUUGUAUCAGCCCAAACUGCCGUUUCGACUGGUCGUCAGCGAUGGUAUGGGAUGGGAUAUCGGCGACACCUUUCUAAACUGUGUCAAAGAGGCGGACUUUAUCCGCAACGGCAACGCCAAUCAAAUUAUGAAAAUGUCCAAAGAACACACCACCCAGCUCUGGAACGCAGUCAUCGACAAUGACCACAGCUCCUUCGCAAAGGUCAAUACCAGACUGCUCAAUGCGCCAACAAACCUCAAGCACGUCCCUAUACGGAUAUACAUCCCCUCUGCGCCGGAGCACGCUGACCCAUCGCCGGCAGAGGACGCGGGCUCCUUCAAGAUUAUCCAGGCGCUCGUGCCGGCGACGAGUGCGGAUCGGAGGCCGAAGCUGCUGGGCCAGGCGCUCAAGGACAUGAUGCCCAAGUUGUUCCCGAGUAGUAGGGAUCCUGUGCUGGCUGGCGUGGUUAUGCAUGGGGCGGGCGUGCCGUUUGAUGCGCCGCUGGGUGAGCUUAUGCGGGAGGCGGCGUAUCCUGAUGGGUGGCUUUGUUUGGUGGUGACGGUUUAG
Molecule: messenger RNA, 765 nt
Organism: Pochonia chlamydosporia 170
Lineage: Eukaryota; Fungi; Ascomycota; Sordariomycetes; Hypocreales; Clavicipitaceae
Product: autophagy protein 5
Exons: 2
Coding region: 1-765 (254 amino acids)
Biological process (GO): nucleophagy; autophagosome assembly; autophagy of mitochondrion
Cellular component (GO): phagophore assembly site membrane; cytoplasm; Atg12-Atg5-Atg16 complex
Source: RefSeq, a predicted model, not a curated record